UAUAUACAUACAUACAUAUAUCUGAAUGACAGUUAAGUAUUGUGGCACUAAUUCUAAACAAUUAAAGGCUUGAAAAAGACAACAACAAAAACAUGCACUGUGUUUUAAGAGAAAGCAAAAACAUUUUUAUAUUUUCCAUAUCUGUUAUGUGUGUGUGUGUGUAUUAGCGUUCACAAUAAUUCGAACUGAAUCAUAACAUCAAUCAAAGAGUACAAGGAAAGCGCACAUGCUUUUCUGCCAUAAUUACUAACAGUAUAAAUUUAGUUUUUUUCUUGCUUUAAAAAUGUACAAAUUUAUGGUUAUAGUUUCUGGUAAUUUGGAACUUUGAGGUACAAAUAAAAAUAGACACACAAAACAAAAAAAGACUCGAAAAUUUCGCAACUAACAGUGUAAUACACGUUUCUUUUUUUUGAUGAAAGAGACAAAAAAAAUAAGUGCACAUUUUUAUUAUAAAAAUCUAGAAGAAAAUUUUGAAAGAUAUAUUAUAUUUGUAGGUUGAAAUGGUAAAAAAAAAUACAAUAAGGCGGAAGCUAAAAGAAAUAUUUUAAUGGCGUCUUAUAUGUGUAGCAUUUGUGAAAUUUAUAGCGCUUAAGCUACUUUUCCGGACUUUGUUGCUAUGCAUAUUAGUCAACAUUGACUUAGAAGAAAACAUAACUAUUUUUAGAAAAAAAAAAACGGAAAAAAUAUUUAUUUAAUUUCUCACAAUAUACUAGCGGCUCCAAGCGUCUACGCUUGCUUUCCUGGCGCAGCUAAUUAAAUUUUUUAGAUUUUCGAAAUUAAAGCAGCAUUAUCAGUAGGUAAAUAUGGUACAUAAAUAUUUUUUCAUAACUAUGUGUAUUGUACUCAAAUCUUUCAUGCGUUGCAUUUCCAUAUUUUACGUUUAAAAUCAGUAAAGAUUAUUUAAUUUGUGUUUCUUCACGCUCAAACGGUCAACCAUUUUACCACAUUAAAAGGAAAGAAAAAAAAGAUAACUAUCGUCAAAAAAGUUAAAAGCGGUUUGCACUUUCGUUUUGAAAGUUCUACGCGCUUUUAGAAUAUUCCGAAAAGUUCAACAAAAUAAAUUGUUUCCUUAACAAAAACGGUUUACAUUAUUACGUCUAUGUUUUAGAAUUAAUCAAUGUAAUUUAAUUUAAUUAUAUUCAAUUUAAAUAUUAUAAUUGACUUUAUGAUCAUUCAAUAAUUUUAUAAUAUGCAAAAUGCGUUUCGACUUGUAUUUGCAAAGAUAAAUUUAUACAAAUUUUUUACAACAAUCAAAAUUUCUGUUUCUCCCUGUGUUCGUAUAAAACAAAGUUGUCAAUCAAUAUUUUAAUAAAAGAAAAUAUAAAAAACAAACAUGUGUUUUCAUUCAUUAGUUCGGAGUACAACAAUUUGGGGCAUGUAAUUGGAGGCUCAGGAAGUGCUGAUUUAUAAAGUAACUUAAGAUGAAGUUAGUGAUCUUGGAUACUGCUGACUCAGUUGGAGUUUGGGCUGCUAAAUAUGUGAUGAAACGCAUUAAUGACUUUAAGCCCGGCCCAAACAAAUACUUCGUUUUGGGCCUACCGACCGGAAGCACGCCUCUGGGCAUGUACAAGAAACUUAUUGAAUUCCACAAAGCUGGCAAAGUGUCUUUUGAGUUUGUGAAAACUUUUAAUAUGGACGAAUAUGUAGGCAUACCACGUGAUCACCCCGAAAGCUAUCACUACUUCAUGUGGAAUAAUUUCUUCAAACACAUCAAUAUCGAUCCCAAGAAUGCGCACAUUCUGGAUGGCAAUGCCAAGGACUUACUUGCCGAAUGCCAACAAUUUGAGUCCAUGAUUCGGGAAGCGGGUGGAGUUGAGCUCUUUAUUGGUGGUAUCGGACCGGACGGACAUAUAGCUUUUAACGAACCUGGCAGUUCGUUGGUCUCACGUACACGUGUGAAAACAUUGGCACAGGACACAUUGGAGGCAAAUGCACGCUUCUUUGAUAACGACAUGAGUAAGGUGCCCAAACAGGCACUGACCGUGGGUGUCGGUACGGUAAUGGAUUCGAAGGAAGUGAUGAUAUUGAUUACGGGUGCGCACAAGGCAUUCGCCUUGUACAAGGCAAUCGAGGAGGGUGUAAAUCAUAUGUGGACAGUGAGUGCCUUCCAGCAACAUCCCAAUACGUUAAUGCUUUGCGAUGAGGAUGCCACGCUGGAGUUAAGGGUUAAGACGGUGAAGUAUUUUAAGGGUAUACUCCGAGAUGUACAUGAAAAAAUGAUUGGAGAGGAAGCUGAGUUAAACGUGCAAUGAAUUGAUCCAGCUAAUGUACUAUGGUAUCAAUGUGGUCUUAUGGAGCUGCAUGGGAAGAUGGUGGAAGGGGUGUAAUACGUUACAAUAGUUUUGAUAACAUUUUUGAUACAAUUUCGAAAGAAUUUAACUCAGCGAAACAUUAGUUAGUAUAUAAAAAUUAAAGAAGUAAUCAUAUUACAAUUGUUAUAACAAAAAAUAAAAAAUACCGAAAA
Molecule: messenger RNA, 2464 nt
Organism: Bactrocera oleae (olive fruit fly)
Lineage: Eukaryota; Metazoa; Arthropoda; Insecta; Diptera; Tephritidae
Source: RefSeq, a predicted model, not a curated record